UAGACAUAGACAAUACUGACAUUGUGAAUUUGUCAAACAUUUUUAUUUGCAAACACUUACCGACAAUUUCUUCAAUGAAUGGCUGCGAUUGAGAAAGUGAAGGUUGUGGUCCUCGGUGAUUCAGGUGUGGGCAAAACAUCUUUAACACAUUUGAUAGCACAUAAUAAGCCCAUUUUAUCGCCGGGAUGGACGGUCGGUUGCUCUGUGGAAGUUAAAUUACACAAAUACAAAGAAGGAACACAAGCCCAAAACACGUUCUUCGUAGAACUUUGGGAUGUCGGAGGCUCAAAUGGACAUAGAAACACAAGAGAUGUGUUUUACCAACCAACGCAUGGAAUCAUAUUGGUGCACGAUUUGACGAACAGAAAAAGUCAAGUGAAUCUUCAGAAGUGGCUCGCUGAAAUAUUGAAUCAGGACAGUUCGAAUCCAACUUUACAGCAUGUAGACGUCGAUCCGGAACAGUUCUUAGGUUCCACGCAGAUUCCGAUUUUAGUGAUCGGGACUAAAUACGACGCUGCGGAGGAAAAACAAAGGAAAAAUCAAUAUAGAAGACUCGCUAGUAGUAUAGCUGAACAAUGCGGCGCUGACGAAAUAUUUGUAACCUGUCAUCAGGCAAGAUCCCUAGCUCCAGGCUCUACGAAUUCAGUGAAAUUAACAAGAUUUUUUGAUAAGGUAAUUGAACGUCGAUACUAUUCGCGAGUUAGUCCAUUUUCAGAUAAAAGACGUAUUCCCCCGUACAUCAUGGCUACGUCAACUCCUCUUUCUAACAACAGACCAUCUCAAUAUAUGAGUCCAAGGUUUUAUCAUAUGGAUUAAAAAUAUUUGUAUUGCCUAUAUUCAAAUCAUUCCUUAGGUUCGAAAACUAAAAACAUAUUUUUCCUUUCGUAAAUUGGAGCAAGGAUGAAAUAUUAGACCCAGAAAAAAAAUUUGUUUUAUUGUU
Molecule: messenger RNA, 940 nt
Organism: Bombyx mandarina (wild silkworm)
Lineage: Eukaryota; Metazoa; Arthropoda; Insecta; Lepidoptera; Bombycidae
Product: rab-like protein 3
Molecular function (GO): GTP binding; GTPase activity
Source: RefSeq, a predicted model, not a curated record